Messenger RNA from Gasterosteus aculeatus aculeatus (three-spined stickleback), 2561 nucleotides. RefSeq names its product putative transcription factor ovo-like protein 3. Gene Ontology annotation, biological process: regulation of transcription by RNA polymerase II; epidermal cell differentiation. Gene Ontology annotation, molecular function: RNA polymerase II cis-regulatory region sequence-specific DNA binding; DNA-binding transcription factor activity, RNA polymerase II-specific. The record is from RefSeq and is a predicted model, not a curated record. Lineage: Eukaryota; Metazoa; Chordata; Actinopteri; Perciformes; Gasterosteidae. Gene Ontology annotation, cellular component: nucleus.
UUCUGAAUCGAGACCUAAUCGUUCUAGAGAGAAUCGAGAGAAAUCGAAAAAUCUAUCCCACCAACAAUGACGGACAGACUGUUGUAGUUGUCUAGCUUUUCCUUCUUAAUGUUUAUGAACCAUUUAGAUGCCUUUUCUGUUUUGUAUUUGUUAGUGGGAAAAUAUACUGGGAAUGGCGCAGCUGAAAAGCGGGGCGUACAGUUGCUUAAUAAUGCACUAAAUGUGUUAAUACUACCGGACAGUUUGUACAUGAUCCUGCUGAUGUUAUUGGAGUGACCUCUAUUGCUAUUUGCAUGAUGGGCUUUAGUCUCAAGCUUCAUUUGCAUUUACAUGUACGCAGAGUCCAGGAAAAAUAAGAUGCAGUUCAUUUUCCUUCAAUGCAUGCACUCAAAGUGCAGAAAAUUAGACAGUGUGGUAACGCUUUCUUUUUAAAUGUGUUGUUCAUUGGCAGAACUCAGUUAUUCAAUGGAUAUCAAAGUAAUGUAUCUGUAUUCUGAAUCACCCUUUUCUGUUCAGUCUAUCGAGUGGACAAGGCCGACUCGGCCACUUGUGUGAAUUUUUUAAAGCUGUGAUCCAACUAAACAAUUGCAACAGAAAGAGGCUACAAAGAGAAAGGGCUCAUUUACCUAGCAGUUAAGGCUGUGGCUCCUCUGUACUUGCUCCUGUUACUCAAACCAUGCCCUUUGUCUAGGGCCAGGGCUUGGUCCGGGGCUAUAAUUUGCAUGCCAAGGGCCACUUGAAUGCGAAGCUUUCCGGAUUCUCACUACCUGAAAUGCAAAACCAGUGGAGACCAGUUCAAAUAGUGCACGCACACAAUAAACACAGGUGUACAUCAGUCAAAAUACUGAGCCCCUCACCCCGCCCCCCCAUGCUCUAGAGCUCCAAACCUACCUACUCUUCCAAGGGAGUGUUAUGGAAAUGACCACUGUGAUUUUGCAGACAUACUUUACCUGCACGUUGUUGACUGAUGAGUAAGGUAAUAUAUAGGUUGGUCCACAAAACUAGAAGUGGCGUGGCUGUGCAAAGAUCAGAGGUUGAGUAAGAGAUAUAAAAUCAACAGAAGUAGAAGAAAAAGAGAACUAAGACGAAUCAAAUUCAAAGGAUGCCGAGGUCUUUCCUUGUGAAAAAGAAACGUGGAGCAUGUGGAGCAUGGCAGUGGAAAGAGCCAGAACAGCUUGAAUGGAAAGAAGAUAAUACAUUCGUUGAUGAAAUUUGUAUGAAGCAGACCCCCAGCUGUCCUGAUCCCCAACAGCCUGCUACUGUGUCUCAGUCAGUCAUCACCUUAGGAUGUGAGACAGGAGGAAUGAGAGUGUCAUCAGGAAGACCAGGGGCUGACAACAGGCCGAGCUGGUCCACAGUCAUGCUCCGGAGCUCCAUCUACGAACCCACUACACUGGCACUUCACAGAGCAAAGCCGCGUCCCCGUUCCUCCCCCGGAUCAGGAGACUUUGUGUGCUCAAUGUGCUACAAGAUAUUCCCUCUGCAGCGCAUGCUGACGCGACACCUGAAGUGCCACAACUUGGUGAAGAGACAUCCUUGCCGAUUUUGUGGCAAAGGAUUCAACGAUACCUUCGACCUCAAGAGGCAUAUGCGAACACACACAGGUAUUCGUCCCUACAAGUGUGAGCUGUGUGAGAAAGCCUUCACACAGCGCUGCUCUCUUGAGUCUCAUAUGAGGAAGAUUCACAGCGUUCACCAACAGUAUGCCUACCGCCAAAGACGCUCUAAGAUCUUUGUGUGUGAGGAUUGUGGUUAUACCUCAAGCCGCCCCGACGAGUACUUUCUCCAUGUGAGACAGUGCCAUCCUGGCAGCCCUGCCCUCCGCAGGUACUACCGCCGCCAGGCCCAUGAGAACAGCAGCUUUGCUCCAGCAGGGAGAUACCUUUUUAAUCAUUUCGUUUAAAUUUUGAAAUUUUUAUUCAACUAUGUUCCACUUUUUAUUUUUUGGUUCUUAAUUCACAGGCUAGUUUUUUAACAAUUUUACAUGUCAUUAUCACAUUCAUACAUUUUUCAGGGACUGACAACCGCUUACAGUAACUCAAGAAGAUAAAAAAAAUCCCAGUGCACUUUUUAUAUUACGAGUAAUCUCUGAUUCAUUUCAGUGGGAUGAGUAAGGGAGGUUGCACAAUCUCCCAACAUUAUAUACAUAUACAAUGUUGGGAGAUUGUGCACAUAAAAGCAUGGCGAGGUAUGUACAAACACUGGCGCAUUGAGGUGAAAGCACAGACAGCCUGUCACGGAAAGUCUUUCGCAAUUAUUACAGUAACAUGUUACAUUUUUUCAACCACCCUUUUAUUUUUUCUGUAUGUUGUAAUCGAUUUUUUUUCAGCAUUCUGUUAUAUAUAUAUUAUUGAAUGAUUUAGAAGAUGUGAAUGUAGAUUUUUUUAUAAAAACAGUUUGGUUAAUGUGUCACCUUUCCAGUUAUGGAAGUAAUCUUGCUGCCAGAAUAUGGGCAAUUUUAUUAUCCAAAUUUGCUAAUUCUAUUGCAACGUAAUGAUUGUGACAAAUUCCUCCUGUAUUUAUCCUUAUUGUGAAUUAAAGUAUAUAUUGGAGUAAUAAAA